This is a messenger RNA of Anguilla rostrata (American eel), 5148 nucleotides long. RefSeq names its product melanin concentrating hormone receptor 2b (gene mchr2b). Gene Ontology annotation, biological process: neuropeptide signaling pathway. Lineage: Eukaryota; Metazoa; Chordata; Actinopteri; Anguilliformes; Anguillidae. The record is from RefSeq and is a predicted model, not a curated record. The transcript has 2 exons. Gene Ontology annotation, molecular function: G protein-coupled receptor activity; neuropeptide binding. The coding region runs from base 342 to 1397 and encodes 351 amino acids. Gene Ontology annotation, cellular component: neuron projection; plasma membrane.
CCAGCAUCUGAGGCGGUUCUUGAGUCACGCGGCAAAUUCGCAAGGCAUAUGCGGCUUUAUUGCUUUUUGGUGCGCGCGGAUCAAAGUUAACUCCUCAGGAGGCAUUCACGGCAUCUGACCCUACACUGCAAGGAGCCGCAAUCCCUGAACGUCUUCGGCUUUGUACCUCAGUGGCCGAAUCUGUCCGGGGCUUUCAAAGAGUUGUGUGCUCAGAUUAUUUACAUAAUCGCCAAGGAUAUGAUCCGUGUUUAUUCUGGCAGCUGCCCGCCGAAUUUAACAUAAUAUAGGCUAUACAUAAUUUGUUAAACAAUCAUUUGGAACUUUUGCUUGAAGAAGUGAAGAUGAACGGCACAGCGGACUUCGUCUGCAAGUACGAAGAACUUGGCGACUCGAACAGAACCUCGUGUACGAACAUAAGUGAAUCGCCUUACAGUGUUAUCGAUGUGGCGUCGUUUAUGCACGUUUUCCCGUCCGUGUACGGUAUUCUAUGCACCAUAGGUGUAAUUGCCAACGGUUUAGUGAUUUACGCUGUGGCGACUUGUAAGAAAAAAAUGGUGUCGGACAUCUACGUGCUGAAUUUGGCAAUCGCCGAUAUGCUCUUCUUGUUGGUGAUGCCUUUUACAAUCCACCAACUGGUCAGGGACCAACAGUGGGUGUUUGGGAACUUAAUGUGCAAGGCGGUGAUGGUUGUAGAUGUCAGCAAUCAGUUCACAACCGUGGGAAUUGUAACUGUUUUAUGUAUAGACAGGUACGUCGCCAUCGUCCACCCGACCUCAGAAAGGAGGACCAUCCGGUGGACCAUGGUGAUCAACGGCAUGGUGUGGGUGACCAGCUUCCUGCUGACGGUGCCGGUGAUGCUGUACACGCACACGGUGCGGAAGAAGCAGGUGGAGAUGUGCAUCGUGGACCUGCCUCACGGGCCCAAAGACAUGUACUGGUACACGCUCUACCAGUCCACCAUUGGCUUCAUCAUCCCCCUGGUCAUCAUCAGCACGUUCUACUCCCUCACCCUCUACCACAUCUUCCGCUCCAUGCGGAGGGUCAAGCGCAGGCAGUCCGUCUGGGCCAAGCGCGCCACCAAGACGGUGGUGAUGGUCAUCGCCAUCUUCCUGGUGUGCUGGUCGCCUUACCACGUGAUCCAGGUGAUCAACCUGAGCAUCCAGUCUCCCACCAGCUCCUUCAUCUACGCCUACAACGUCAGCAUCUGCCUGAGCUACUCGCACAGCUGCAUCAAUCCGCUCAUGCUGCUCAUCUUCGCGCAGAAUUACCGCGAGCGCAUCUGCCGGGGGAGGGACAUGCGGGGAGGCAAGCAGAGCUCAUCCAAGGGCACCACGGUGAAGGCCGACCAGAGCUCGGCGGUCACCGCGGAGACCAACUACCGCUGUACGCUGGUCUAGCCAUCCGCCGCUGUGCCGCCGGCCAGUCAUAACCCUUACUCUCUCGCAGUCUGCCAAAACAGGACCCUUACUCCAUCGUAGUCAGCCAUAACAGGAUUAUUACUCCAUUACAACCAAAACAGGAUCCUCACUCACAGUCAGGAAAAACAGGACUCUUACAAUCUCACAAUCAACUAAAACAGGACCCGGUCACCCUCACAGCCAGCCAAAAAGUACCCUUCUCAUCAGCUGAAACAGUCCCCUUACCCCAUCAACACCACCCAAAACAGUCCCCUUACCCCAUCAACACCACCCAAAACAGGACCCUUACCACUAGCUGAAGCAUUGAGUGCACACCCAGCCAAAACAGCAGAGUAGGAUGUGAUCCAUUGUGGUGGUGUUUUGUUGUUAGCUAUAUAUCUCCAUUAUACAUUAUCCUAAAAGCCAUGUAUGUCCUUACCUCCUUUUUGCCAGCCAAAGGAGUUCUCUUACCGCUACCGUAAGUGGAAUCUGUAACCUUUCCCUCAACUGAAAAUAUUGCUUCUGUCUAAACAAAGCAGUAACAUUGAUCCCUUAAUUCCCACCUGAAGUGUUUCCUUACCAUCAUUAUGGCAGCUUAAAGGAUGUCCUCUCUGAUAUGAUAUGAUACAUCUACAGCAGUGGUUCUCAACUCGGGCCAGAAAGGGCCGGUGUGGGUGCAGGCUUUUGUUCCAACCAAGCAGUUACACACCUGAUUCUACUAAUCAAGGUCCUUAGUAAAGACUCCAAAGGUUGAUUAGUAGAAUCAGGUGUGUAACUGCCUGGUUGGAACAAAAGCCUGCACCCAUACCGGUCCUUUCUGGUCCGAGUUGAGAACCACUGAUCUACAGUCUGCUAGACCCCCCUGCCUGCCCCCCUCCCUCCCCUCCCUCCAGAAUCUGCUCUUGCUAGUGUGCAGGGGAAGCAAACCCCAACCCUACUGUUUAAUGUGGGUUUUUAGAAAGAUUUCUUGGUUAGGGAUUCACAUGGAUGUUGAAGCCACAGAGCUCACAUUCACAACAGGUAAAACAAUCACUGCCUCUUCUCCAAUGCCUCAAGGGGGUGGUAGAGCCAAAUAUUGUACCAUGUGACUUGGGUUUCCUAAUACAUCUCUCAAAGGCAGAACUUCUCAACAUCAGUCUGACUGUACUGUAUACAUUUGAUACAAUUACAUACACACACACACACACACACCUACAGGCACGCACACACACUCACACACAUAUAUAUAGUGCCAUGAAUUAGGAUUCGCCCCCUCCCUGAUUUCCUAUUAUUAGCUGUUAUUGCACAUUUGUCACACUGAAUGGUUUCAUCUUUAGACAAAAUGUAAUAUUACACACAGGGAAACUGAGUAAACACAAAACACAUUUUCAAAUUUAUAUUUCAUUUAUUUACAAAUCACGACUAUACAAGCUUACUUGGAACCAUGAGAAAGUCAAAAUAACAUUUUGUUUCCCCCUGGACCCCAUCUGUGUAAGUUAUCAAACACCCAUAUCACCCAUGUGAAAAAGUAAUUGCCCCCUUAGGUACUCAAUCCAUCAAUUAACUAAAUUUAAUUGAGAUGAUAAAAUAAUUUGUUGAAAUAUAUCAGUCUAGAAAGGGUUGCAAAGCCAUUUUUAAGGCUCUGGGACUCCAACGAACCAAAGUGACAGUCAUUAUUGCCAGAUGGAGAGCACUUGGAACAGUGGUGAAUCUUCCCAGGAGUUGCUUGCGUAAAGGCCACAGCGACAAUUUACAAAGAUCUCAGAAGAAGAUCCAAAGGACUUUCUGGUCUCAGCUUAGGACAGUGUUCAUGGCUCCACAAUAUGAAAGCGUGUAAACGUGGGACAGUAGCAAGUUGGAAACCACUGCUAACUAAGAGGAACAUCAAUGCUCAUCUCACAUUUGCAAAAAAAAGCACCUGGAUGAUACCCAUAAUGUUCUAUGGACAGAUGUGACAAAAGUGUAACCUUUUGGAUUAAACCAGUCCUGUUAUGUCUGGCAUAAAGCAAGUACAGCAUUUCACAGUAAGAACACCAUACCAACAGACAAACAUGGUGAUGGUAGUGUGAUGAUGUGGGGAGGCUUUGCUCCCUUGGGACCUGGAUGACUUGCCAUUAUUGAAGGAACCAUGAAUUCUGCUCUGUACCGGAAAUUUCUUUAAGAGAAUGUUUGGUCAUUUGUCCAUGAGCUGCAGCUGAAGCAUAAUUGGGUUAUGCAGAAAGACUAAUAUCCAAAACACAAAAGCAAGUUCACAUCGCAAUGGAUGAAAAGAAACAAAAUUAAAUUUUUGCAGUGGCCUAGGCAAUGUCCAAACUUGAACCCAUUAGAGAUGCUGUGGCAGGAUUUGAAAUGAGCAGUUCAUGCUUGAAAAUGUACCAAUUUGUCUACAAGGAAGUAUUUAGAAGAACAGUUCCGCAAAGAAGAGUGGGCUAAAAUUCCUCCACAGCGAUGUGAUACAAAAUUAUAUGAAGUGUUUGGUUGCAGUUAUGGCUGCUAAAGGUGGUGCAACCAGUUAUUAAGUUAUGCAAUUACAUUUUCAUGGGUUUUCAUAACUUUUUUCAUUAAAUACAUUUUUUUUAAAUGUGUUUUGUGUUUACUCAGGUUUCCAUCCUGUCUAAUAUUACAUUUUGUCUAAAGAUCUGAAGCCAUUCAGUAUGACAUUAGGCAAUAUUAGUGGAAAUCGGGACAGGGCAAAUACUUAUUCAUACACUGUACAUAAACACACCAUGGCCUAUGUUUUGUAUUUCACAUUGCUGUUCUCGUUGUUUGUUAAUGUGUUGUUAAUAUUAUUGUUAACUUUUAUUUGCCCUCUGGAAGCGUACUUUUGAGUGUAGUCCAUCAUUCAGGCAAGCUUUCUAUGGUAUAACGAGAUAAAUAUGUGUCACUAAUAAAACCUGUACGUCUACUGUUCAAACUUGUGAAAAGGUUCACUGCAGCAUUACGCAAACAUCACAUUCAAGCAAUGAACUACCCCGUCUUUUUAUGUUACUUGUGUUGUUGCAAUGGAGUAAAACCUUUUAUAAAACUUUUUUUAAAAUGUGGAAAUUCUGUCACUUCAAACUCUGCACCAUAGAUAUUUUGUCACUGUUUCGUUUAUUUUGUGGUGAUCAUUCUGUGAAUGAAUGCCAUGCAAACCCAUUAUUACAUUAUGUGAAAUUAUCUGCAGUAAUGGAUCACAAAAAAAAAAAAUCAAAGGAAAAUGUGGGCAUGUGUUUGUUGUACUCAUUGAAGAAAAUUGAAUGAGAAAAUUGAAGGGGAAAAAUAUAUAUCUAUGUUAAAUGUUUUUUGUUUUUUUUAAACGAGAGUGGCUUGAUUGCUAGAGUCAUCUUCUGAUGCUCAAACUCGGAUUUAAAAUUACCUGGGGUCUUAGGGUGAAUGAAAGCUGAGAGAAAAUGAAAGUUAUGUUGGCGGUUUUAUGUAAUGUGGUCAGGGAAUGUUUGUUGCUGAUGUUGAUAAAAUAACAUAACAUAACAUAAAAUAACAUAACCUAACAUAGCAUGAUGAUGAGAACAGGCCAUUCAGCCCAACAAUGCUGGCCAUUUUCCUGACUAAAUUAGUGCUCUGAUUACCUACAGCAAAUGAUUCAGUGUCUUGAUGUAGCACAGCCAAGAUCGGGAAAGGGUUUAGUGUUUUAAGUUAUAUUGAAUUGAUUUCCGUUCCAUUGAUUUUCCAGUUGUUUUGUGUCUGUGCGAAACAGGUAGUCUGCGCUUAAAAUAUCUGUGCAAAGAAUGUGUAAAUGCUACCAUAUGUAUAAAAGAUUUGUUCAAACGAA